This is a messenger RNA of Pediculus humanus corporis (human body louse), 1743 nucleotides long. Its product is annotated as F-box protein, putative. Gene Ontology annotation, molecular function: protein binding. The transcript has 8 exons. Lineage: Eukaryota; Metazoa; Arthropoda; Insecta; Psocodea; Pediculidae. The record is from RefSeq and is a predicted model, not a curated record. Bases 1 to 1743 code for a protein of 580 amino acids.
AUGGAAAUAAUUUCACCUUUGGAAAAUUUAGGGGGGAAAAAUAUAAAUGAUUUACCAGAUGAAGUUUUAGAAUAUAUAUUAAGUUUGAUUUCACCUUAUUAUGAUUCUGAUUCUUGUAAAUUAGUUAGUAAAAGAUGGUGGAGAACAGUUAAUAAUGUAAGACAUCAUGCCAAAUGCGCCUUAUACAGAUCCGUAUUAAAUUCUGAUGUUUUAUGGCAAUCCCUUGUUCCUUCUAAUUCAGAUUCAAUUAUUACCAAAAGGUAUUCUCAUGCAGCUUGUUACUGUGAUAAUUUUAUGUAUGUAUUUGGUGGUUGUACACCAAGAUGCACCACUUUUAAUGAUAUAUGGGCUUUAGAUUUAAAUAAAAAAGCAUGGCUUAGGCCUAAUGCUACUGGAACUUAUCCAUCACCAAAGGCUUGUGCAACUCUUUGUCGAUAUAAUAAAAGUUUAGUUUUAUUCGGAGGUUGGACUCAUCCUCCUUCUUAUCCACUUCAUCAGACACUUAAAUUAUUUAAUGAACUUCACAUUUAUAAUACUACUUCAAAUAAAUGGUCAGUUUUUCAUUCGACAAUUUCACCUCCUCCAAUGGCUGGUCAUUCCGCAACCAUUCAUGGAAAUGUUAUGGUUGUAUUUGGUGGUUUACAAAGGGGUGAUACUAUUUCAAAUCAUAUAUGGUGCUAUAAUUUUGAAACAGAAUGCUGGAGCCAACCUGAAACAACAGAUCCUAAACCCAAAACAAGAUAUGGCCAAUCUCAGAUAUACAUAGAUAAUAAUAAUUUUCUUAUAAUUGGAGGUUGCGAAGGUCCUAAUUCAAUUUUAGACGAUGUUUGGUUGUUAACAAUAACUGAUAAUGUAUGGGUAUGGAAACAGUUAAAAGUUAAUAAUCCACAGUGGGCUGCUCCUCAUUUAUGGUGUCAUCCAGCCUGCAAAGUUGAUGAUGUUGUUGUAGUUCUUAGUCGUGGAACAUCUCAAAGUGUUUCUCAUUAUUCUUCAAGCUCAAAUAUUGAUAAUGAAUCAAUACUAAUGGAUAAUUCAAUACCUCCAGAUGUUGUAUCUAGAGUAACAUCUCAUGGUAUGCUUCCAUAUGUUAAAGAUAAAAAUGUGAAUGGCAAACGAGGAAGUUUAGGUAAAAUAAAUAAAUCAAUGGACGAGCCUGGAACUAGUUCUUCCAGUUCUUCUGGAGGAAAUUCAGUUUCCUCUCCUGUUCAAAACAUAGAAAAAAAUUAUCCCAAACCGGUGUAUCAAGAUUGCGAACCACAUUCAAGUGGAAAUUGUUCCUCAAGAAUGAACGUAGACUUUCAAAUGGCUGCUUUUCGCGAUCAAAAUUUAAAAUCUAAAAAUCGUUUAAAACAAUUAGAAUGUUUAAAAAGAAUGGAAGAAAAAUAUAAAAAUUCAUUCAAAGAAGAUGAUAAUAAAAAGAAAACAAAUGGAAAAAAUAACGGUUCAAAGGAUCCGAAUCCGGGACCACCGGGAGGUUCGUUAAAUUCUAAUAAUAAAAUUAACAUGUACGUGAUGGACAUAUCCGAAGUUUUAACGGAAAAAGCUUGCGUUAGUUGGAGGCCCCAAAAAAGUAAUCCAAAUGCUCCUGGAGAAAAUAUGCUUCAUUCUUUGGUACUCGGAAGAGGAGAACUUAUCAUGUUUGGAGGCGUUCAAAAUAAUCCCAUUAUUGCUUUUCCAGUUUCGAGUCAUAAAUGCGUUACAAACAGUACGCACAUAAUUACAGCUCCUCAUAAUAUAAUAUAA